Messenger RNA from Oncorhynchus gorbuscha (pink salmon), 2596 nucleotides. RefSeq lists its product as uncharacterized. NCBI's taxonomy places the organism in Eukaryota, Metazoa, Chordata, Actinopteri, Salmoniformes, Salmonidae. The record is from RefSeq and is a predicted model, not a curated record. The coding region runs from base 158 to 2500 and encodes 780 amino acids. The transcript has 7 exons.
GGCUCACACUUUUAAUCAGUUUGUUGUGAGGCAAGUCAAGUUGAUCUAUUGUUCUGGUGGACCAAUCGGGUUGUUUGAUGAAACAAAGCUUCAGAUGUCAUUGAUCAUGUGCUUCUGAUAGUGAUACAGGCAUCGGCACACUGCUUUGAGUUUAGGUAUGGCAGCAACACCAUUUGAAAAUGGACCACAUGUGGCAGCGGGGCACAUUGGGCCACACCAGCCAGUUCCUCAGCCCAACCCUGGCACAUGGCACCCAGUGCAUGGACCCGAAGGAUCAGGGCCCCAUCUAACCGAUCAUCAGCCCCAUCCUCAUGUGCACCAGUCUCGACCCUACUUCUAUGUGCAGCCCCCUCCUCAACUCCCCCUCUACCACUACCAGUGGCCCAUGCCCUACAACCCCUGCUCUGGAUUUCCAGGUUACGGUAUGCCGGGAAUGGUUAUGCCACCUUUCCUUCCCCACCCAUACAUGGAGGUUCCAGGUUAUGUUCUUCCUCAUUCCCAGCUGCACCCUGCAGAAUACAGACAAUACCAAUUCCGUCCUGCUGCCAUGGCCUACCAGAGCAACAGCAGGAUGUCCAGCACGUUUUACCACAACGCCACACCCAUAGAGAUGGUCAACUCUGAAGUACAGACUGAGCCACCACCUGAAGUGGUGAAGGAUGGUCCCCCCUUGGCUAGACUACUGGCUAGGUCUGACUUUGGAAGAGGCACCAACUCUACCACCCCCUCAUCUCUAAGCUCCAAAGCAGAGAAACAGAGUUGCCCAGAAGAAGAACCUAAUUCCCCCAUUGCCUCCAAAACUGUAUUCCAGGGGAUACUGAGGAGCCAGGGUACUGGCAAAGACCCACCUGCAGGAACAAAGACCAUGCACUCACGUAGCAUCUCUAUAGAGUGGAUGACACAGAAUGGACUGAUGGUGCUAGAAGAUGUGGCACCAUCAGAGUUGUCUGAAAAAGUGUCAGAUGAUCAUCCUAAUCAAAGCCAGAUGUCCUUUUAUAGUCAGGUACCCAAAAAGUUGAAUGAUUCCGUAUGGUCAGUGCAGUCUUUGGCCCCGUAUGUCCCCUCCAAAGAGUUGCUUAUGGAGAACGGCAUUGUGGUGACUGAGAAAGAAGCAGAUCCUUCCAACGUCAGUCAAGACCUCGCAGCCAGUCAAGUCAUAGCUAUAACAGAGAGGAGGAGAAGUCUGAGGUUUUCGCUGACUUUAGAAAAUGUGAAAGAGGCAGAGAACAUGGCUGAUGUGAAUACUUCUUCAUGCCAAGAGUCCUUCCAUUAUAGCCAAAUACAGCAAAAGGCUAAUGCGUCUGUUUGGUCAGUGCAGUCUUUGGCGCCGUAUGUCCCCUCCACAGAGUGGCUGAUACAGAAUGGGCUUUUGGAUCAUGAAGUGUCGACUGCGAAAGAAUCGGAUGCGGAUGUCAGUCGAGGCCACACAGCUAGUCAACUGUUGGCUAUAACCGAGAGAAGUCAAAGGUUGUCCCUGUCAUCGGUAGACACACUUCCCCCUUAUGUUCCCUUUUCCUGUUUGUUGGCCGACAUGGGAAAAAUGUACGACAGAAAGCAUCAACUAGGCACUGCAGAGCAUAAGCAAGUUUUCAGCACACCAAUGGAUAAAUUCAUCCCAUCAAAGAGGCUGGACUCUGAAGCUCUUCCCAGGAGGAAAAGGCAGCUCAAACUUAGCCACAACCUACACAUGGAGCUUGUGGAAAAAGGUUCUUCUACAAGCCAAAGUGCAAUGAUCCCAAGUGUUGAAGGAUCUUUGAAUAGCACUCAAGGGUCAUUGAAACCCAAGGCUCAACGUAGCCCAAAUCAGAAGGCUCUGAAAGUUACAGAGCCCAGGGUCCUGAGCCCUCCCUGCUCUCCAGAUGACCCUGAACCAUAUUCCUCCAAAUGCCUAGCAGGAGACAAAGCAUCUGGCUGCAGUUGUACAGGUCGCUGCAACCAGAAAAUGGAGGCGGAGGUGAUGGAACCUGCCAAACAGACUGGGCCUAUUGUACCCAGUCGACAGGACUGCGAGCAGAUUGCAGUUAGGAUGCCAACAGCUCCCUCAUCAAACGGACACUUUAAGACGUGUGGUCUGAUGUGUUCAAAGCUACAGGAGAGGAACUGCUACUGUGAGGCGCCGAAGCCAAACGCCGUGAGUUUCAGAAAGCGCCACACAGGCAGACUGAAUAAGGGAAAUGUGGCCAAGAUGGCCGCCGAUCUCAUCAAGCCUCAGGCACAGCAGCGUCUCAUUCCACAGAAUCAGAGACGACAGAUGGAUUCCAGGGGAGCAAACAAGGCCAUGCCUGAUCAUGUAACUUGUGAUAAUGGAUAUGGGCUGAACUACUCAAAGAAACGGGGACGAUGGCAGAAUAGACCACAGGACAGAGCACAGACUAAUCCAUCAAACAAGCCUUUUGGACAGCAGAACACCCAGAGGAAUGGUGACGAAGAACCGUGGACUGGGUAUUAUGGCAGAUCUGGUAAAACAAGAGGAGCAAAUGGAAGAAACCCAAGGUACUGACUGACCAGAGACUGUCAACAAAUGACAAUGAAGACAUUUUUAAUAACCCUAUUUAUAGGCCUAUCUAAAAUAAAGUUUUUUUCCCCUCCAAAUUAA